CAUAGAGAUUAUAAAAUGACAUUAUGCAUCUGUGCAGAAGCAGAAAUACCAGAGAAGAGUUGUCGGACUGGUUUUAAAGCUAAUGUUUGACUGCUGACGAGCUGCAACCUGAGAAAAGGGCUGUUUGGAAUGGCCACCACUGGGAACCUUUCUGAAGAGCAGGUGCACUGCUCCAUCUGUCUGGACGUCUUCACCAACCCCGUCUCCAUCCCCUGUGGACACAACUUCUGUCAAACCUGCAUCCUGGGAUACUGGAAAACCAGCCCGUUGUACCAGUGUCCCAUGUGCAAGAAGUCCUUCCACAAGAGGCCCGACAUCAGUGUGAACACAGUGUUAAGGGAAAUAGCAGAGCAGUUCAAGCAGAUUAGGGUCAAGGCCACUGAAGGGAAGGAAAUUGGGGAAGGAGGAGUAGGGAAAGCCAAGAAGUGUAUCAUGGAGAGGAGGACCAAAGAGGAUGAGGAGCAGCUGCUGGAGAAAAACCAGAAGCAACAGCUUCUAGAUGAGUUGAAAGAAAAGCAAAAGGAGGAUAAGAAAAAGAAACAAGGGUUGAAGGAGAGUCAAGGCGAGGAGCUACCUCCUUUAAUCCCUCCGGUGUUGGCACCUAAAACCUCUCCUCCACCAUCGCCCCAGGCUGCAGCUCAGGCUCCACCUUUAACUCAAACAUCCCCUCCACCAUCGCCUCAAACUCCACAUCCACUUCCUCCAACCUCACCUUCUCCUCCUUCCUCUUCACUCCUGUCUUCAUGGGAGGAGGUCCUGUGUGAUGUUUGCUUAGGGGAAGGCCGACCAAAAGCCGUCAAAUCGUGCCUCGUGUGUCUCACCUCCUACUGUGAGGAGCAUCUCAAAUCUCACACCGCCAGGUUCACCAAGCACAAGCUGAUGGAACCUGUGGCCAACAUGGAGGACAGAAUGUGCCCGAAGCACGAAAGACUCCUGGAGCUGUUCUGUAAGAAGGAUCAGACCUGUGUGUGUGUCCUCUGCACCGAGACCGACCACAGGGCGCAUUAUACUGUCCCUGUGGAGAGAGAAUGGACCGAGAAGAAGGCACAGCUGAAAAAGACUGAAAUGGACGUCCAACAGAUGGUCCAGGACAGAAUGAAAAAGGUGGAGGAGAUCAAACACUCUGUGGAGCUCAACAAAGCCAGUGCUAAAAGAGAGAUUGAGGAAAGCAUGCAGGUCUUCUCAGAGCUGGCGCGUUCCAUCCAGAGGACCCAGGCUGAUCUGGUUUUAGUUAUCGAGGAGAAGCAGAGGCAGACAGAAAGGAGGGCAGAGAGCCUCAUCACCGAACUGGAACAGGAAAUCUCUGAGCUGAAGAGGAGGCAUUCAGACUUGGAAAAUAUGGCUCGGACCGAUCACAUCCACUUCCUGAAGAACUUCCCCUCRCUCAGCGCUCCUCCGUCUGUUAAAGACUGGUCUGAAACCAGUGUACCCACUGACACAUGUGUUGGUUUGAUCAGAAGAUCUGUGUCCAAACUGGAGUCAACGUUAAGUCAAAUGAUUGAAAAGUUGUCUGAAAGGGAGAUCAAAAAACUUCAGAAAUAUUCAGUGGACGUCAGUCUGGACCCAGACACAGCUAAUCCAUGGCUGCAGCUCUCUCAGGACAGACAUCAGGUGAGGCAUCUGGGGGCCUGGCAGGACCUGCCAGACCACCCGGAUCGCUUUGACACAGUGGUCAUCGUGCUGGGUCGCGAGGGCUUCACUUCAGGCAGACACUACUGGGAGGUGCAGGUGGGGGACAAGGACGACUGGUAYUUGGGGGUAGCCAAGUCCUCUGUAAACAGGAAGGGCAGGAUUUCUGUGAGCACCACCCAUGGCUACUGGGCUCUGGCCAUGAAGAAAGGCCAGGGGUAUCGAGUGUCAACAUCUCCACCCUUACUGCUCUCCCUCGACCCGAAGCCCAAGAAAGUGGGUGUGUUUGUGGACUACGAAGAGGGGCAGAUCUCUUUUUAUGACUUGAAAGCUCAAACCCAUAUUUACACAUUUGAAGAAACACUCACAGAGAAGAUUCGGCCAUUUUUCUACCUGUACUGCUGCGACAAAGCCUCAGACACCAUGGUGAUCUGUCCAGUUCAGGAGAAAAGUCUGAUGAAGCAAAGCUGAAGACAUGUUUGAUGAUCAAAGCAACAACCCUGAAAUAUACUGUAUUUGUGGUACUCACACCUUGUUGUAUUAAUGUUCAGUGGCAUGCAGAGUUUAAUAAUACAUCAUCAAAUAUUUGUGAAUAUUUUAGUGUCAGGAUACCAGAGCUGAAAAUAAAGCAUCAGCUGAAACUAGAA
Austrofundulus limnaeus is the source of this 2276-nucleotide messenger RNA. RefSeq names its product E3 ubiquitin-protein ligase TRIM39. The record is from RefSeq and is a predicted model, not a curated record. Gene Ontology annotation, molecular function: protein binding; zinc ion binding. NCBI's taxonomy places the organism in Eukaryota, Metazoa, Chordata, Actinopteri, Cyprinodontiformes, Rivulidae. The transcript has 7 exons. Bases 130 to 2100 code for a protein of 656 amino acids.